Molecule: messenger RNA, 4355 nt
Organism: Acanthopagrus latus (yellowfin seabream)
Lineage: Eukaryota; Metazoa; Chordata; Actinopteri; Spariformes; Sparidae
Gene: bcl7a
Product: BAF chromatin remodeling complex subunit BCL7A
Exons: 6
Coding region: 1074-1760 (228 amino acids)
Source: RefSeq, a predicted model, not a curated record
GUCAGCUUGUUUAUUCAGUCAUGAAAACAAAGAAGGUUUGUUUAUUUAGUUUGUUUAUGCAGAAGAAAAUCAGCCAAUGAGGAUCUUUCUCUGCUCAUUAACAUUUCUUCUAAUAAACUAGCGAACAAAAAUGGAUUUAGAGACUGACACACAGAAAACUGCAGUAAAAUAGUUAAAAAUGAUUUUUUUUAAAUUAAGGCAUAUAGAUGUUUUAUUUUGUUUACAUGUGGCUGACCCUGCCAUCUUUCCUCUGAGAACAGCUUGUUUAUCCACGUAGAUAAAAUAAAGAACUUGUUUCUUUAGUUUGUUUGUGCAUGAAACAAUCAGCCAAUGAGGAUCCUUCUCUUCUCACGAACAUUUCUUCUAAUAAACUUACAAACAAAACUGGUUUUAGAGAGUGACGCACAAAAAAUUAUUUAAAAGAAAAAGAAUAUAGAUGUUUUAUUUUGUUUAUAUGUGGCGGACCCUGCCACCUUUCCUCUGAGAACAGCUUGUCUAUUCACUUACUGAACAAAAAUAACUUGUUUCUUUAGUUUGUUUAAGCAUGAAACAAUCAGCCAAUGAGUAUCUUUCCCUGCCCACUAACAUGCUUCUAAUAAACUAACAAACAAAAUUGGAUUUGCACAGAAAAAUGCAAUAGAAUAGUUAGAAUAAUAAAAACAAUCGGGAAUAUAGAGGUUUUGUUUUGUUUACAUGUGGCGGACCCUGCCACCUUUCCUCUGACAACAGCUUGUCUAUUCACUUACUGAACAAAAAUAACUUGUUUCUUUAGUUUGUUUGUGCAUGAAACAAUCAGCCAAUGCAGACUUUGUCAUUUUCCCCCGAAAACUACAGAGGAGUGAGUCCUCCAUCUACACAAUACUCGUGUACUUGUACCUCAGCAGCAUCACCAGUGUGACACUGUGAUAGUUGUGUAGUAUUUGUACUUUGUGCUGUGAACUCUGGGAACAACAUCCACGCUGCUCGCUGCCUCUUUGUUCUCCUCCGCUCUCAGCAGGGAGACUCAGCUCUGCUCUCGGUGCAGCUGCAGCCAGGCGCCCUCUCUCUGCUGCUGCUGAUACAUCAGUCCGCGCAUGCGCAGUGGCUCCUCUGUGCGCUCUACUGUUUGCAUUGUGUCUGAACUGCCGGCGAGCUUUAAAAAUAUUAUACCCACCGCGGCAAUGUCGGGCAGGUCGGUCCGAGCUGAGACCCGGAGCAGGGCGAAAGAUGACAUCAAGAGGGUUAUGGCCGCUAUUGAGAAAGUACGAAAAUGGGAGAAGAAAUGGGUGACUGUUGGAGACACGUCCCUCCGCAUCUACAAGUGGGUGCCGGUGACGGAGCCCAAAUCAGAUGACAAGAACAAGAACAAGAAGAAGGGCAAAGAUGAGAAGUACGGCUCAGAGCUGACGACUCCAGAGAACAGCUCCUCUCCGGGGAUGAUGGACAUGCAUGAUGACAACAGCAACCAGAGCUCCAUCGCCGACUCGUCUCCGGUGAAACAGGAAAACAGUUGUAGCACCAGCCCCACCCCAGAGCCCGCCUCCGCAUCCCACCGCGAGAACAGCGAGGCCAAGACUGACCAGAGCCCGGACAGCAAGAGGGGUAAGACCACCCCGUCAUCAGAGACCUCAGAGAGAGCACAAAGUGCCAAGAGAGACAGUCUGUCCUCAGGGGAGAAGGACUCUUCAGACAGUAAAGCCACUCAGGACCUAGAGGAGGAGGCCCCGGCCAGCAAGAAAAGCAAACUGGAGUCCUCGUCUCAGGACUUUGAGGAGAGCUAAAUGUUUGGGGGCUGAUUGGUUUCUCUCCCUCACCCUCCUCCUCUCCCUCCCUCUGCACCUCCCUCCAUUAACUCUAGAUGAUUUAGGGCUAAUGGACACACCAGCUCUCCUCCCGCUCCUCUUCUUACCUCCACCUUCCCUUCUCUACCCAAACUAUACCAAACGGGAGAAUGGACAUCACUCUUCCUCCCUCCUUCCCUCCCUCCCUUCCUCCUCCACCUCCUCCUCCUCCUCCUCCUCUUCCUGACAGCUGUCUCCCCUCCACUUUGCCUCCUUCGCCCUAACACUCCUCUGCCACAGAGGGAGAAUGGAUAUUACCUCUAUUCACUGGUCCCCCUCCGUGCUUCCUUCCAGUUCUCCACACUUUUCACUAAUGCCAAGAGAAGCUCUGAACCCGGGCUGCAAUCCCCUCCGUGACCAGGGGCGACGCCGUCAGCCGAGCCCGGGCCACCCGCCAGGCCAGACCACAAACCCUGACCUGCAUCUGUGACUAAAAGAGUUAACACUGGGGAUCUGAGAUUAGGACGAGGUUGAUCCUGGUCGCUGCUCUGAGACCGAUUUUUAGAACUGCUAACGGUUUAGCUCAGGAUACUCAAGAGGCUAACCUGGUCUCAGAUCAGCGGCCGCGGUGGGGGAACCUCCACCCUAAGACCACGACACUUCAAUCCUCCCUCCUGUUAGACUAAUGUUCUAUAUUUGUUUAGGAAAUGUUUAGGGUUUUUUUCUCAGGAGGGUCAAUGCACUGUUAUGGUAUGUCACAAUCGAUCACAGAUAGAUUUGCUGCUGUAGUGGAAGUCUUUUUUCUCUAUCCAUGAAAAGUUCUCCAUUCACAUGUUUAUCACAGUGAGUUAGUUUGUGGUUCGUAGAAGAAGAAGAAGACGGUACAGGUCAAGAUGAACUCUUGGAUGAGUAGUGAAGACAGGCGUAGGUAGCGUAGGGCCUGAAGGUGUGCCUUGAGUUGCUACGAUUUAAAUACACGUUUUUAGGUCAAGCAGGUUUUGAAUUACAAUUUUGGUGCCAUGUUUUGUUUUGUUUCUUUGCCUUAUAAUCAUCAUUUAUUAUUAUUACCCAAUAUUUAUACUCAACUACAACUGUGUUGUUGUUUUUUUUUAUUUCAAGGAAUAGUUCAGCGUUUUGGGGGAAUAUUUGUCGUUUCUUGUCGAGAGUCAGAUCAGAGAUGAUUCCACUCUUGUGUCUGUACGCUAGACUAGAGCCAGGAGAUGUUAGCUUAGCUUAGCUUAGCUUAACUUCAAGACUGGAAACAACUGGAAAACAGUCAGCUUGGUUCUGUCCAAAGGAGAAAAUACUGCUUUUACUCACUGGACAAAGAGCCGCUAACAUCUGGCUUUUGUUUUGAGUAAGAAAGAGAAUCAGGAUGCGUUCGACAGUGAUGGAGACGUGACAGCCGGGUGUACACGCUAAGCUAAGCUAAGCUAAGCUAAGCUAAGCUAAGCUAAGCUAACCGCUCCCAGACUGUUGCUUCAUGACUCCUGUACAGACAUGACAGUGGAACACGUCCUCUUGUUUGACUCUCAGCAACAAGAAUGUGACGAAAAUGUGGAACUAUUCCUUUAAAACAGUUGGAAACAGGAAUUUGAACACUACUCAGAAGUCUUUUUUUUUUUUUUCUUUUGGUUUUUGUCUUCUGGAAACGUAAAAAUCUGCAAACCUGAUGCGUCAGAGUUCCUGCUCGCCGGUCUGAGUCUACUUCAGUCUGAACCCAGUAGAACCAGACCAGGUGCUGGAGCUGGUUUUCAGUCUGGUCCACCGUCUCUUCUCAUCUGUGGUCUGUGUAUCACUGCUUAUCUCUGACCCACAUGUUCCUGUAGCUCCACACAGAAGGGUCCAGUCUCUGAGCUCAGACGUCGGUUCUAAUCCUCCUUCAAGGUGCUGUCUAUCGGCUGAAUCCAUACACGCGUGGCAUCGACAUCCUGGUUUUGUGCAGACUUGUGCAAUUUACUUGAACUUUCUCGUACGGAUUCAGACCUUUUGACCUCUAAAUGUUCAACCUCACACGUGUAAGAUUUAGUUUCAUUAAUCGAUUAUUUGCUUGUGACUUUGGAUUGGAAUCAGUUGAAUCACAAACCAAUGACUUCAUGACGUAACGGAGGCUGUAGAGACAGAACGACUUCAGCAAAUCAGCGUUCAACAUGGAUGGAGAGAAAAGAAUUAAAAAACGACAGUUGUCUCAGUUUAGAGGAUGGAUUAGCAUAUACCUCAUUCCCAGUCCAGCAGCGCUGGAACUUAAAAUGCUAUUGUAUUGACAUUAACAGUUAUAAACAGCAUUAUGUACACUCAGUUUAAAAAACAAAUCUCACUUCUGUUGUAGCUUUCACCUGAUUGAGCCGAUUGCUUAUAGUUUGCUCAUAACUGUGUGUUUAAGAAAAAAAAAAAAAAAAAAAAGAGCUGUGAGAUAUAAAAUCUUGUAUGUUUUUUUUUUUUUUUUUUUUUUUUUUUUUUUCUUGGGACCAUUUUGUUUCACUUUAGAUCUUGUACAGAUUUAUGGUUUGGUUUGACUUAUUUAUUCCAUCAGUAGUGCUUGGUUUUUAUCAUGUCCAAUGGUUUGUUUUCUUAAUAAAAUUCACAAAAAACGUU